Messenger RNA from Chara braunii, 1613 nucleotides. The record is from the annotation of a GenBank genome assembly. NCBI's taxonomy places the organism in Eukaryota, Viridiplantae, Streptophyta, Charophyceae, Charales, Characeae.
GCUAGAGGUCAGGAGGACUUAUGAGAGAGGGGGGUAAGUCGUUAUCCAUCUUUGGAGGCCGGGCCUCACAGACAGCGGAGAGAGAAUAAGGGAGAGAGAAGGUGUUCUUUUUGAGAGUGUGAGGAAAGGCAAGAGGAAUGUUCGUCCAAACGUGAGGAGAGAGCGAACCCCUCUUGAGAGAACUGCUAACACCCCUUCCUCCGGCAUGGCAGACAUCACACCUGCCCAAUGGCAGGCCAUGCUAGAGGCAACACAUCUUUCGAAGUAUGCGGUGGCAACCUUACGGCUCGAAGAGCAGACGCUUCGCGUCUGAAUCCCACAAAGGCGCGAAAGCGCACGAGAACGAGAAACCGUUCUUCCAAAAGUUUUAUGAUGAUGCCGUGCAGAGGGAAAGGGAGGCAGAGGCAGCAGCUAGAGCCACAAGCAUAGCUGCCCAGGUGGCCCUCCUUCUGGUCCCGGAAGCCAAUUCUGACCGGUUCCAGGAGAGGCUAGCUGCUGUCGUAGCAGCCUUGGUUCGACUGCGAAACUUAGAAGACCUUGAGUCCCGUGUAACAGCACUGGAGCAGCGGAACCAAGAGCUACAAGCGGAGAUAAUCAGCCUCAAACAGUCUCAACUGUCUGCCCCCCGCCCUCCUAACCUUCGACCUGCUGCACUCCCAGUCUCUCAAUCUAACACAGUCCUCAUGGCAAGAGCAAGUGGAACUGUGACGAGCGCAGGAACCGGUGCCAGCUCCUCGAGCGGCAGCGCCGGCAGUUCUGCACUAGUCAUAGUCCCAAAUGCAGGGACAUCAGCCCAAAACGCCACAGUCCUUACUGGCAUUCAGUACAACGGUCCCGUAGUGGACAAGCGGACGGCCACCUUGCCAUCCAAGUACGACGGGAAAGCGGAUAUCACCUCUUGGAUUAGUUCCAUGCGCUCAUACUUCGAGGUCAUGCGGACGCCGCAGGAAGACCGAAGCAUGAUCAUGGGCACUAAUACUGAGCCCGCCGUACAGAAUCACAUUGAGCUCCAAGCUAUUUCGAUACACCUGCAAGAUCGCUACAAGACCGCGUUUAAGCCACGGUACGGGCAUUUUGAGUGGGUCGUCAUGCCUUUCGAACUCACCAACGCCCCGGAGACUUUUCAAGUGGCGAUGACCAAUGAGUUUCGUGCAAUGCUAGACCGGUUCGUGCUGGUCUACUUGGACGACAUCCUCGUCUAUAGCCGAACCUUGGAGGAACAUCUCGAGCAUCUUCGACGAGUGUUGGAGAUGCUCCAUCGCGCCAAGUACGAAGCCAACCGCGACAAGUGCGAAUUUGUACGUCAAGAGUUGGAAUACUUGGGCCAUUUCGUCACUCCACAAGGAAUCAGUCCGUUGUCGAACAAGAUUCAAGGCAUCCAAGAUUGGCCGGAGCUGCGGAACGUCACGAAUGUUCGUUCGUUCCUUGGCCUUGCCAGCUACUACCAACGUUUCAUCAAAGGGUACUCGAAGAUCUCGGCUCACUUAUCCAAGCUUCAAUGCGAGGACCGGUCAUUUGACUUCGGGACGGAAGCGUGAGAAUCAUUUUUGGCCCUCAAGGCUGCAUUGCUGUCUGCGGAGGUCUUGCGCAUAUACGACCCGCUAUUACCAACG